GUGGGUACUUGAGACCACGACCAAUUCUUAUCAGUUGGUGCUGGAUCGUCGUCCGAUCAACAUCGCGCGAGCAAGAUCUCCUUUUACAUUUGAGCCAUUGUUAACUGUGUGCUGUGUGUGAUCGCAUUUCUCACCCUCGGCGUGAGAAUUCAAAUUUAUUCAAUUUUCAAAUAUUGUGGAGUUUAUUCUUUCUUUCAAAUCCCUAAAGAGAAUCAUGACUACCAUCAUUGGAGAUAUUAAAUCGAAAUAUGAUGAAAUAAUCAUUGGAAUUGAUCCGGAAAUCGACAAUUGGCUCUUCAUGCGAUCACCUUUCCCCGUAAUUGGAAUUGUUCUUGUCUACCUGUAUUUUGUUCUCAAACUUGGACCAUAUCUAAUGGAAUCACGAAAACCAUACAACAUGCAGAAACUUCUAGUCUUUUACAAUUUCUACCAAGUGAUCUUCUCAACAUGGCUCUGCUUACAGGCAUUUAAUGUGGAAAAUAGUAUCCUAGAGAUUUUCAAGUUUGCCGUUGGAAUACCUAUUCCUAAUGAUCGUGAUCUAGUUCAUACGGCAUGGCGAUCAUCUUGGUGGUACUUCUUCUCGAAGCUUAUUGAACUUUUGGACACGGUAUUUUUUGUUUUGCGGAAGAAGCAGAAUCAAAUCUCCUUCCUUCAUGUGUAUCAUCAUUCAAUGACGGCUCUUGGGUCAUGGUGGUACCUAAAAUACCUGUCAGGGCCGCAAUUUCUUCUUAUUGGCUUCCUGAACUCAUUCGUACACAUUGUCAUGUACUUCUAUUACAUGCUUUCUGCAAUGGGACCAAAGUACCAGAGAUUCCUGUGGUGGAAGAAAUAUUUGACGACCCUCCAGUUGGCACAAUUCUGCGUGAUGCUCUUCUACCUGACGAUCAUUGCAAUUAUGGACAGCAAAUUGCCGCGUUCUCACACAUUCUUCUUCAUAACCAAUGUCGUCAUAUUCCUCUACCUCUUUGGCGAUUUCUACCGGAAGGAGUACAACAAGAAGCACUACAAAGAUUCAUCAGCUACUAAUAAAUAUAACAAUUCCAAUUCUAUUGCACAACUCUCGCAACUCAAAGAAAUGAUUGAUCAGAAUGAGAAGAAAGUUUAUUUACAAAGUAUGAUAGUUAAAAAUGGUAACCAAAAAGUACUUUAAAUUAAUUGUUAUUUUACCUUAAAUAAUAUUUUAAUAAUCGUUAGGUAAUUAUUAUAAUGUUGUAUUUUGUAAAGUGAUCUGUAUUUUUUAGAGUUUUUCUCCAGUGAAAUAAAUUAUUAUUCUCGUUUUGGUUUUUCAUUCUCCCUGCACUUCUUAUUUGUUUAAGCAAUCUUAAAUUGUUAGAGCAUUCUCUUUAAUUUUUUCUUUUAAAUUUUACUGCUGUUUGGAGAAAUUUAAUGUAUAAUAUAUUUAACAAUUCCUUAGGUUAAUUGACAGUAUAUCACACUAUAUAAACACAACCUGAUUAUAUAAAUAUUCUAUCUUUACUUUCCAAACCAUUUUCCUUUCAAUUUUCUUUGUUAUACAUUGUAGUUUUUUUUUUAACAAUUCUCUUGUCAAUCUUCAUCUAUCUUGUAUAAUAAAAUUUGAGCACUAAAAAUUCCAAAUGGAAA
Lutzomyia longipalpis is the source of this 1602-nucleotide messenger RNA. RefSeq names its product elongation of very long chain fatty acids protein 7-like. The record is from RefSeq and is a predicted model, not a curated record. Gene Ontology annotation, molecular function: fatty acid elongase activity. Lineage: Eukaryota; Metazoa; Arthropoda; Insecta; Diptera; Psychodidae. Gene Ontology annotation, biological process: fatty acid elongation, monounsaturated fatty acid; fatty acid elongation, polyunsaturated fatty acid; sphingolipid biosynthetic process. Gene Ontology annotation, cellular component: endoplasmic reticulum membrane. Bases 215 to 1150 code for a protein of 311 amino acids. The transcript has 5 exons.